Molecule: messenger RNA, 511 nt
Organism: Leptosomus discolor (cuckoo roller)
Lineage: Eukaryota; Metazoa; Chordata; Aves; Leptosomiformes; Leptosomidae
Source: RefSeq, a predicted model, not a curated record
CAGACUGUAGGAACUGUUCCACUUGGUGUGUCAAUAACUCGAAAAAAAGACGAUGAAGCAUCAGUUGGAAGUGCACCUUUGGCAAGGCAGCAAUCGAAUCAAGCCUCUGAGUAUGCCAGCAGUCCUAUCAAAACAAAAACAGUAACAGAAUCUCGUCCUUUGUCGCUUCCUGUGAAAACCAUGCUGAACUCAUCUGAAAGCUGCAGAAGUCCUGAAGAAAGAAUGAAGGAAUUUAUUGGAAUAGUGUGGAAUGCAGUUAAGCGCCUUACACUUCAGCUUCAAGUGCAAUCUUGUUGUGUAUUCCUUCCAAAUGAUAGUCUGCCUUCCCCAAGUACUAUUGUAUCGGGUGACAUUCCUGGGACUGUACGAAGCUGGUACCAUGGGCAGGCCAGUAUGCCUGGCACACUUGUAAUCUGCUUGCCCCAGAUAAAGAUUAUGAGUGCUGGACACAAACACAUGGAACCAUUGCAGGAAAUCCCUUUUGUUGUGCUGAGACCCAUCCUGGAAGAAG